Molecule: messenger RNA, 1267 nt
Organism: Anopheles funestus (African malaria mosquito)
Lineage: Eukaryota; Metazoa; Arthropoda; Insecta; Diptera; Culicidae
Product: activating signal cointegrator 1 complex subunit 1
Exons: 3
Coding region: 117-1166 (349 amino acids)
Biological process (GO): regulation of DNA-templated transcription; DNA alkylation repair
Cellular component (GO): nucleus
Molecular function (GO): RNA binding
Source: RefSeq, a predicted model, not a curated record
UGACAUGUCUGGUGUAAACAUUUGUACAUAUGUAGGCACCUGCUCAGCUGUUUGGGUUGGAGGAUUUUAGUUUGCUCGCAAGAUCUCACUGCAAUCAACAAAUUAAGCCCAACAACAUGGACGUGAUUUCUCCUCAAGUUGUGUGGGCUGGUACACGGUGUUAUCGUGUCAAUCAUACAAAAGCAAUAGAGCGCCAAGAGAAGAUCUGCCAUCAGCCACAAAUAUAUGUGGAAGAGGAUGCGUACGGUGAGGACGACCGUGAAGAGCCAUACGACAUUGAAGUGACCAACAACGGCAAAUAUCAAACAUCUUUUCAUGUGCCGUCAGCGUUAUAUGCAAUGAUCAUAGGUGUGAAAGGGCAAACUCGUCAAAGAUUGGAAACUGAAACGAAGGCGGUGAUACGUGUACCCAAACAAGGAACUACAGGUGACAUAGUGGUUACAGGCAGUUCAAGAAAAUCGGUAGUUGCUGCACGAUCCCGGAUCGAACUGAUCGUAAUAGGGGCACGAAAUAAACAACAAUUCACUCAUUUCCUUUCCGUGCCACUGAACGUAUCAGAGGUGAUUAAACGGUUCCUCGAUUUUCGCCAUAAAGUCGUCAAUAACCUCCCCCGGGCAUUCACCGUUGAUGAGUCUCUUUUCCAACAACCGGAAAAAUUACACAUAACUCUAUGUACGAUGAGCCUGAUGGAUAAUGAGGAUAGAGCCAAUGCGGCACAACUAUUGCUUGACUGUUAUGAAUCGAUUGUAAGCACAAUAAUUAAAAAAAACGGCCCGCUACUGAUUCGAAUGAAAGGAUUAGAGUACAUGAACGAUGAUCCACAUAGUGUAGAUGUGCUUUAUGCCAAAAUCGAAUCACCGGCAUUGCAAACAGCUGCUGAUCAAAUUUACGAAUAUUUUAUAGCAAAGGGUUUGAUGCAAAGGAAGUACGAGCAAGUGAAACUGCAUGCCACUUUAAUCAAUUCGCUAUUCCGUGUAUCUCAGACAGAAAUCGUCAAUGAGAAAGAAGUAGAACGGAAGCGUAUUACGUUCGAUGCUAGUGAAAUACUGCGACUUUAUGGAGAAUUUGAUUUUGGUAGUUUGGUUCUGAAUGAAAUUCACCUUUCUCAACGUUUUUCCACUUCCUUUACAGGUUAUUAUGUAGCUACGGCUAUUAUGAAACUCUAAACGACAAUAAUGAAUAAAAUAAAUAAAUAAAUAUAUAUAGAGACCAGAAACCAUAAGAAUAAAACGUUAAAAGCAGACAAGAUCGCCAAUUGCUUAUUCUC